This is a messenger RNA of Osmia lignaria (orchard mason bee), 4875 nucleotides long. It is a transcript of the gene Ada2b, whose product is annotated as Transcriptional adapter 2B. Gene Ontology annotation, molecular function: transcription coactivator activity; chromatin binding; zinc ion binding. Gene Ontology annotation, cellular component: SAGA-type complex; nucleus. Gene Ontology annotation, biological process: chromatin remodeling; regulation of transcription by RNA polymerase II. The record is from RefSeq and is a predicted model, not a curated record. Lineage: Eukaryota; Metazoa; Arthropoda; Insecta; Hymenoptera; Megachilidae.
GUCGUAAACAUUUUUUCCAUUCAGAUUCUUCACGAGUUUACGCUUGUACGUUAAAUAGAGCGUCUUGGCGGACGCACCACGAUUUUUCCGCGUUUUCAUAUGAUUUCGCGGAAAAAAAUGGAGUCGAUAUCGCAGGCUCGGUGUACGUGAUACGUAAACUUAUGAGUUACUGGCAUGCGGUGACGUCAUCCGGAUCGUUCUGGAAGAACCCUGCAGGACAAUAAUGGCGGAUUUGUAUGCAAAAUACAACUGCACCUAUUGUCAAGAGGAUAUCUCGGGUUUACGUGUAAGAUGCGUAGAAUGCCCGGAUUUCGACCUCUGUUUGCAGUGUUUUUCCGCUGGAGCUGAAAUUGGUCCACACAAAAAUGAUCACUCCUAUCAGUUUAUGGAUUCUGGUACCAUUAGUAUAUUUAAUGGUAGAGGAAAUUGGACUGCUAGAGAACAGCUUAGACUUUUGGAUGCCAUUGAACAAUUUGGUUUUGGAAAUUGGGAAGAUAUCAGUAAACAUAUCGAAACACGUACUCCAGAAGAAGCAAAAGAGGAAUAUAUUGCUAGAUACCUUGAUGGUAAUAUUGGCAAACAUACAUGGCCACCAACAGAAAGCUACAAACCAAAUCUCACAGAUCAAACUAAGUCAGAUAAUGGCCCAUUAUCACCUGACCUCACAUCUCGGUUACCACCUUUGGACAUCACUCCAGAAGAAGCAGCACAGUUGGGGUAUAUGCCACAACGAGAUGAUUUUGAAAGGGAUUACAACCACGAAGCAGAAUCACUUGUUUCUUCGUUAUUCCUGAAUCCAGCAGAGGAUGAUGAUUUAGACAUAGCACUCAAGCUUGCCCAAGUUGAUAUGUAUACCAACAAUUUAAGGGAAAGAGCGCGACGGAAGCGAGUGGUGCGUGAUUAUCAGCUUGUAUCCGCGUUCUUUUCUUCAUCCAGGAAAGAUAAAGCAGUGAAGAAGAAGCAAACAAAAGAGGAGAAAGAAUUUAGGGACAGAAUGCGAGCGUUUGCCCAAUUUUAUACAGCGCAGGAGUAUGAGCAGUUUCUGACGAAUCUCGAAAGGGAAAGAGAACUGCGGUUACGUCUUUCAGAAUUAUAUCGUUAUCGUGAACAUGGCAUCACGAGGCACGAAGAAUGCGCUCAUUUCGAGCAAGUGAUGGCACAAACUCAGGGACAAAAUGAUGCUACGGAUCAUUGGAAUGAAAAGAAAUCUGGCAGCAGUGGGCCGUCCACACCAAUACACCGCCACACCUCAAAAAGAAGAGAAGAAGAAAAAAAUUACUCUUCCAUCGACCGAAAGUACACUGCAAAAGACUUUCCCAGCAGCAGCUCCUCAAUCAAUCAAGUCAAUCGGAUGACGACUCCAGUCAAUCCGUGGGCGGAGCCGGAUAACAAUCCAAAUUCUUCCAACCAACAUACUACAAGCUCGAGUUCUAUUGCAGAAAAGAAUUAUACUGCAACAACUUCUGGAAAAUCUUGUUCAACAAUGGGACAUUCGGAGGAACGAGAUAUCGAAAUGGAGGCUGCAGCUCAUUUGCUAACGAAACAAGAAAAGUCCUUAUGUCUUCAACUUGAUUUAAAGCCAACGCAGUAUUUGACACAGAAAACAUUGUUGUUGCAAGAGUAUCUAAAUGGUAAUAGAAGAUCGGGCGUUGUACCUCAGUCGGAACCAGAAAGUAAGAUACUACAUUAUCUGGUAGCAAAUGGCUGGAUCGCGGCCAAUUGAUAAAACAUGUAAAAAUUACUGACCAUUUCAAUUCUAAGUCACUGUCUAUUUCGCAAACUAAGUCCUAGGUAUAAUUGAAAUUUGAGUCUGAUUUAAUUAAACAUAUAGGGCAGGUAGAGAGAGAAUGUGUGUGUGCGUGCGUGCGUGCGUGUGCGUGUGUAUAGUUUGACAAGUAACGAUAUUGAUUCUUUACUAUAGAAUUUCAUGAAACUUUGAAACAGCGAAAAAAAAGAUAAUCGUGUUUGGCGAAUAAAUUGUUAUGAAUUCUAACAUAGUUGAUUUUUUGUUUUGCUUGUUAAUUUAUUCGAGAUCAAUUUCGUAAGUAAAAAAAUGAUAAGUAUACAAAUUUUGUUAUGAAUAUUUUUUUUUGUUUUAUUAUAUUAAAAUUUAGAAUGUAAGUGUUACACGUAACAACUCACUCGCCAAUCAUCGAUAUUUUUACCGCUGUUUAAGAAUUCGGAUAUUAAAUCAUCAUCGCCGUAUUGCACGAAAUGAUUUCGUAUGCUGAGCCGUAUUCGAUUCUAACGAACGUCGUUAUUUUAGGUUUUCUGUUGAAUUUCACGUACAAGUAGGAAUUAUUUCAAGGACAUCUCUUACACUGCCUUUAUAGAGCCAUUGAACAUAUUGCUCAAUUAAUUCUUCCACUAUGAUGUUUUUCUUGUACAGACUAUUAGUUGCACAUACUCCUUUCUAUCUGUUUCGAAUGUGAUUUGUUACCAUAUUUGACAAUAAGGAAACGUAAUACAUAGAAGUCACGUUAUAGUCGGGAUUUCUAAAUCGUUGUUUAAUGCAACGUUUUAAACGGUUGAAAAACACAUCCAUCCGGAAGCUUUAUUAAUCGUUAUAAUAUAUAUAACAAUAUUUAAAAGUUAUCGUUUGGAUGUGUUAAAAUAUAUUAAAUAAAAAACAUUUAAAAAAUAUUUGUAUAGCUGAGAUUCAUGAAAGUAUUGAAUAUUUAAUAAUAGAUACAUAAUGUCCUUAAAAAUCACCUACACGUACUCAAAAAUAUUUGCUUUUGAACGUAUAAUCGAUUGAAAUUUUUCUAUUAAAAAUAUCGAAGCAUGCAUAAUUAUCGCGCAAACCAAUGCAUUUUAUUCUACUACGGAUUAUCGGUUUUCUUUGAACCAUUCAAAGAAUUCCUUAUUGACGAAGGAUGGUACAAAGAACAGGUCAUAAGGACAUUUGUUAUUACCGUGAAGUAAUGCUAGGUAAUUUAUCUCUGUUACCUGUGUAAUAUUUGUACAUACUGAAGAAAGAAAGAUAGUACCUUCCUAGUGAUACUACGUUUAAAGCACAAAAUGGUGGUGUAAUGUGACGAGGCAUUAAACGUAUAGUGUGAUAAUGGUGGUGUUCUAAACCAAAACUCGUAUUGCAGAAGAAAAAAAAAAAAAAGACACCUUAACGUUUUAGGAAGAUAAUUAUUUUCUAUUGCUUGUAUAGUCGAUAAACUUUAAACGAAACGAAAAAGGGACAACAUGUACUUCCUGACGGAACGUGUGCAUUUCAAAGAGAAACAGAAUCCUACUUGAUUCGAUUCUUACAAUUAGAUUCGUGUGAAAAUACGUUUUAACUGCUUUUACUUAUCUUAUUAAACCUGUACAGUGAAGGGUAAUCAAGUUUAAUCACUUGAUCGAGGGUUUUUAUACGUCUCUUACGCUUAAAAAACUUAAACACAGGGGGAGAAAAAAGAAGUUAACGUCGUUUGCUUUAGAAUAAUUCAGUACUUCCCAGAACCGUCACGCUUACCGAAGACUUGAACUCUUUUCUGUUUUUCUUUUUCCAGUUCAAGCAAAAGAGAUAUAAAGCAUAGUUUAUUUAUCGUUUAACUUGUAUCAUCGUAUAAAUGUAAGAAAGAAAAUAUAGAUAUAUAUGUAAAUACAUAAAAGAGACACUACUCAUAAUUGUGAGUAGUUAUAAAAAAAGGCGUAUGUAUAGAGAAAGAGAAAGAGAAAAAGAAAAAGAAGAAAAAAGUCUAAAGUAUCUUUUAUUAGAAACAAUACUUAUUAUGGCGUAUUGCUUAAAGUAAUAGCUAGGUAACGGAAUAGGGAAAUAGCUGCUCAUAUUUUUUAUGGAGAGUAGAAGACUAUUGUCCCUUUUAUUCUAUGUAUUCUAUUUUCUGGCUAACCUCUUGCAAACUAUGCAAGCAGUUUUAACCCUUUCAUUGCUAUUAGCAUUAAUGUUCCUAUUAUCAUGCUUUACUACUGAACUAAGGUGUAGUUGAAAAUUUUUAAAAUCCAUUUUACUUGUGUACGAUGGGAGCUCUAAGUUAUGUUAAUUUGCAAUAUAAGUAGACUCGUCCUAAAUUCGCAAAUUUUAUCAAUCAGAUCAUCGAACAGAUAAUGAAUGGUUGUUAACAUUGAAGAUAUACCGAAAUCAGUUGCAGUGAAAAGGUUAAACGAAUUAAAAAAACUCUUUUUAGCAUUAAUUUUUAUUAAAUUUUUUAUUUGGAGGUGGCUCGAAAGGUGAUCGAUGCGAGUUCAAUUUUUUUUGUUAUACGAUUUUGAUCAAUAGCUUCAAUUGCGCUUUAAGUUUGUUUUUUUUCCUCGUAAACGAAUUAUUUGUAGAGAAUGAAAAGAAGAAAUGUCUCGAUACUUUUAUCAUUGUAGCAACUUGCAAGAAUCGACUUGUCUUUAAGUCGUUUUGACUGUUAUAUUCGAAUAAGAAGUGGUCCACUACGAAAUAGGCUGUUUGUCCUAAGACAGUUAUCUUUUGAACGAAGAGGUCCGUACGCCUUCCUGUAGUUACUUAAAGCUAGUAAUUUAUAAUGUUACGGAGAGAUUCGAAAUGAAAACGUCGCAACGAUCUUUUAGAACGUAUCGCUACAACAUGAUUAAAAUUUUUAUAAAGUUUCUUUAAAUUAUACGCAUUAACGCUUGUUAUUUUCUUUUUCAUCUUUUUUUAUUUCGUGAUAAUUUCAGUCAAGAGAAAAAAGAUCGUUGACGAUAGAGAUAAGUGCGUAUUGAGUUUGAAAAUUAAUAUGACAAUUUUCGAAUAAUCUGUAUAACAAACUCGUUUGUUAAUCCUCAUUGUUCUGUAAAUAACGAAAGAAUUAAACACGUCGAAUGCAAAAUGGCUUUCAUUCUUGUACUUGAAUCAAACAGUCGUUGAAUGUAUAAAAAUAAACUGUAAAAAAAAUAGGUAUUUUCCCUUAA